Echinostoma caproni is the source of this 1101-nucleotide messenger RNA. NCBI's taxonomy places the organism in Eukaryota, Metazoa, Platyhelminthes, Trematoda, Plagiorchiida, Echinostomatidae. The record is from the annotation of a GenBank genome assembly.
AUGAAUCUGCACCGUAUAAGCCCGGAGUAUCUUGUGAUGUGUGGUGUUUUACUGCAAUGUAUACUCGAUUUAUUUCACUGUGAUCUGACAACGUAUGCCUCUCCCUUAACACAACCUCCCACGGAAAAUGAGCAAGCUACAUUUGGCGAUACUGUGGAUUUGGGCAUCACGAACAUUCUGACCAUUAUGGAAAGCAUCAGUUCGGCCACAAAUGAUCAGUUAGUCAACCAUGCGAUGGCUGACGAUCCUGCAGCCUAUCACAUCACCAGUGCCGCCCAACUGAGUCAAUUAAACGAUCCGGAAUAUUCAAGAUUUAGAUGCGAAAUUCAGUGCGGCGUUCGACCAGCUCAUUCCACAGAUGAGCUCAAACGUGUUCAAACAUUGUUACCAAGUGUGAAUAGCGAUCAGCCUGUCGUUAUAGACUGUACACGGACUGGGAACUCCUCAUCUGGCUCUACUGACGACACUCCGGUCCGUGUGGAUUGCACUGCCCACUACACGGGACGAUUGAUUCAUGUGAUUGUGACCUACGACAAAUCCAACAUAUUUAAUGAGACCACACCGGCUCCAGUGAUUCUCGGUGACCGGUUCGCUGAACACAUUCAAUACUUGUUUGAUGUGCACGUUUCACCAGAUCGAAAAUCUGCAACAAGUCUUUAUGUGACAUUGGAUUUACCUAUCCGUACAUUGGAUGCUGCCGAUCUUACACAAGAACGUUUAUGUCGCAGAGGUCAACCGCGGGGUAGUUGGCGACCGGUUGAAACAGUUGUAAGUAGUGUCACGCAACGACAGAAACCACGACUACGCACAAGACGUUCUCCACCCCGAGCGUCUCCGUCUGAAGAGAUCCGACCCGGGAUUGCUAUUGGUGAUCCAUGGCCAUAUUUUGCUGAAAAAUUGAUACAUCGGUUUGAGGAAGAGAUCAAAAAUUUUGGGAAUGACGUGAGACGUGAUAUUUCCUGGUAUCAGACAGUGAUGAAUCUAUUCAUAGGGAUUCUAGCUUUUGCCCUACUCAUUUUGGGUGCUACACUGGUAGCGUUUUGGAUAUUUUUGAGACAUGUAAUUCGUGGAAAGGUCAAACCGGCCAGAGCGACACUAUAG